This is a messenger RNA of Plasmodium yoelii, 5865 nucleotides long. Its product is annotated as conserved Plasmodium protein, unknown function. The record is from RefSeq and is a predicted model, not a curated record. The transcript has a single exon. Lineage: Eukaryota; Apicomplexa; Aconoidasida; Haemosporida; Plasmodiidae. The coding region runs from base 1 to 5865 and encodes 1954 amino acids.
AUGCCAAAUCUUUUUUUGAAAAGGAAACAAAUAAAUUUAUUGGACAUAAAUUUAAAGAAAAGUUUAUACAAACAUAAUGAAAUAAAUCUUGAUAAAAAUGAUAAAAAAAAAUAUUUUGUUUUUUUGAGAAGAAUUAAAAAUCAAGAGAAGAUUAGUCUAAUUGGGAAUUUAAAAUAUAAUAAGAAUAUUCAAAUAUUUCGAAAAAAUUUAAAAAAAAAAAAAACACAUUUUGAUUAUUGUAAUUUUUUAAAAGCAGAUAUAAUAACAUUACUAAAAAUUGAUGUUGAAAAAUUAAAAAAAAAAAAUAAUAAAUCAUAUUUUUUUAUAACAAAUCGAAAAAGCGCAUUUAAAAAAAUUAUACACAAUUAUAUACACAAUCAUAUACCAAAUUCUAGUGACAUUUUGUUUAACUUAAUAAAAAAUAAAUACAUUCCAAAUUCAAGUUUAUAUGAUUUAUUAGUUAUAUUAAAACUAGGUUUUUAUUUUAAAAAUGUUGAAAAAUUUAAGAUACCUGCAUUGGAAGCAUUCGUAAAUAAGCUCGAAGAUAUCGAAGAAAAAAAUAGCCGACAAAAUGGCUCAACGUUAAAAAAAAAAAACAAAUUAAUAUUAACAUAUCAACAUAUAAAAGAUUAUAAAUUUUUUACUAAACAUAAUGAUGCUGACAAUACUCCUUACAUUUUCGAUUUAACACAUUUUAUAAACAAUAUUAUUGAUAAUAACAUAUCACUGGAUUCGAUUUCAGCUAAGGGAAAAUCGAACCAUCCUGAGGCGACCAAUUCUGAGGAGACCAUUUUUAAGGGAACCAGUUUUAAGGGAAGCAAUUCCUUAGCAAAUCCGCAAAACAUUCAAAAUGAGCAACACAGUGAAUUAUGCAAAUUUGAAGGAAAGCGUCGAAACGAAAAAGGUGAAAAUAAAAGUGGAGAAAAUAGUAAAAAAAUAAAGGCUACACAAAUAAAGGCUACACAAAUAAAGGCUGCAAAAAUACAGGCUGCAAAAAUAAAGGCUGCACAAAUAACGGCUGCAAAAAAAAAUGACUGCAUAAAUAAAAAAGAUGAAAUAUACAUUGACGAAAUAAAAUACUUUUUUUACAACAAAAAGGUAAACACUUUGGGUGUGUAUAAAGAAAUAUAUGAAAAAUCGGAUUAUUAUAAAAAUUUGAAGUUUUAUGAGCGUCUUGCCAAGGUGAAAUGUGGAAAAGGUGGAGAAAAUGGAGAAGGUGGAAAAAAUGGGGAAGGUGGAAAAAAUGGAGAAGGUGGAAAAAAUGGGGAAGGCGAAAAAAAUGGGCAGGGUGUGGUGGAACUGAGGAAUGAGUACUUUAAGUGCAAGGAUAUAAGAAAUAAUUACAAAAGAGAGAAAAAAAAUUUUGAAAAUAACGAAUUAAUAAAUAUUUCCAAUAGAUAUUUAAUAAAAGAAAAUAUUUUAAACAAAAUUUUAUUAAUAUGUAUAAAUAAUUAUGAUGAAAAAAUUUAUAAAUAUAUGAAAUAUUUAUAUUUUUGUAAUUUUUAUUUUUAUAAUCCAUUAUUAAUUUUUCAGUAUUUUCAUUUUAUUCCAAUAAAUGAAAAUAAAUAUUAUGAAAAAUAUUUAAAAAUAUUUCUAAAAUUUUUAAAUAAUAUAAUUAUUAAUUUUCAUUUUUAUUUAAUUCCAUUUUUUACAAAUUUAAAUUAUUCAAAUUUUUUUUUUGAAUUUUAUAAAAAACAAUUAAAAAUAUCUUGGGAAAAAACAAAUGUAAAAAUAUACAAAAUAGUAACCACCGAUUUGUCUGUAGACUCGAUUUUUUCGACCACCCGAAAUGGUGCAAAAGAAAAAGAAGCAGAGCAGGGCGAAGCAGAGCAGGGCGAACAUUGCAAACAUUAUGAACAGAAUUGCGAACCAAAUUACGAACAGAAUUGCGAACAAAAUUACGAACAAAACUUGGCAUACGCUUUGGCGGUUUUCUACAAACUGUACAAAGACGAUGUUGUUUUGCAAAAAUCGAAACAAAUUUACAAAAAUUCUUUUUAUUUUUAUAAGAGUGAUAUUGAUAAAAAAAAAGACAUCGAAUUUAUAGGAUGCGAAAAUAACAUGGAUAUUUUUAAUAAUUUUUUAAAUUACAAAACAAUAUUUAAUAAGUACCAAAAUGAGUUGUCUCGCAUUUUUUUAAAAAAUAAUUUGUUUCAAUAUUUUAGGGAAAAAAAGGAAAAAAAGGAAAAAAAAGAAAAGGACGAAAAAAAAGAAAAGGAGGAAAAGGACGAAAAGGACGAAAAAAAAUACGUAGACGAACUGCCAAACCUUAAACCUCGAAUAAAUAAGAAUAGACAAAAUUUAAGUGAAGAAAAAGAUGAGAAUAUUUUAAAAAAAAAAAUAAAUUUUUAUUUAACUACUAUUCAAAAAGUGAAAAAUGAAAAAUUAGGUCAACAUUAUUUAAAACAUCCUUAUCAAAUAAAUUUAAUUUUAGAUGAUUAUAAAUUAAAAUAUAAUAAUAUAUCUUUAAAAAAAAAAGAUUUUUUAACAAUUUUUUUAUAUAUGAAUAAAAACCAUUUUGGAGAAUGUAGUAAUUAUUUAUCUAAAUUUAUUUAUUUUUUUUUAAAUAAAUAUUCUGAAAAGGAUAUAAUAAAUAUUUUUGUUAGCUACAUGAAAAAUAAUAGCAGUAAUAGUAGCAGUAAUAGUAGCAGUAGUAGUAGCAGUAGUAGUAGCAGUAGUAGUAGCAGUAGUAGUAAUGGAACAAAUCAGGAUCCAUUUCAAUAUGACUUAUUACUAAUUAACAAAAUUUUAAAUAUAUUUAUUUAUAAAAAAAAAAAUAUAUCUUUAAGUAAUAAUAUAAUAGUUUCAAAUAUAUUAGCAAAAUAUCAAUUAUAUAAUAAUAAUUUUUUUUUAUUGGAUAAGACUAAUUUUGUAAACGAUAUUAAAGAUACUAAUAUACAUUCAUUAGUUGGUUUUAUAUAUUCAAUUGGAAAAUUAAAAAUAAAAAAAAUGCACACCCAUUUUUAUAAGUUAAUUAUAAAAGAAAUUGUUAAAAAAAUGGAUAAAAUAAAUGAAUAUGGAUUAUCUUGUUUAUUAUAUGGAUUAAAUAAUUUAAUAGAUAAAAAAAAAAAAGAAAAAGAAAUAAUUUUACCUAUAUUAAAUAAGGGAAAAUUUUUUAAUUCAAAAAAAAAUAUUUUAUUUCAAGACGAAAAUAACGUUAAUUAUAAUUUGAAUGAUUUAGUAUCUUUAGAAGAAAUAUCAAAAGUUGAAAAUGAAUUAAUAAAAGUUAUAAUAAAUAAAUUAAUUUUUUUUAAAAAUAUAAAUAUAAAUUCUUUUUGUAUAUCAAUAUCAUGUUUAUCAAAAAUUAACAUAUUUCCAAUUGAACUAUAUAAUGAAUUAAGAGAUAUUACUUUUAAAUAUAUACACACUGUUAAUGUUACUUCUUUACAACAUUUAUUACAUGCUUUAUCGAAAUAUUAUAUAAAAACAAAAAAGCAGAUAAACAAUUCUGAUGACUUAAUCUACGAUAUAUAUAACUAUUUAUUUAUUUAUAAAUAUAAAGAAAUAUCUUUUAAAUGUGCAUGUAAAUUUUUGCACAUUUUAAGUUUGUUAAAUUUGAGGAAUGAAGAUUAUAUAUUGUUGCUUCUUUUUGUGAUAUCUAAUAAUCAAAGGCUGUUAGAGAAUGGGCAUGACAAUAAAAAAAGUUAUUUACAUUUUGAAGAUUCUACAAAAAAAUAUCCUAAUUCUAUUUUUAAAAAAUUAGAAAAAAUAAAAGAAGAUACCUAUUUUAAAAGUUCCUAUAAUUCAUACAUGUUUUUUGAUAUAAAAGAUUAUAAAUUUGAUAUAAUUAACAUUAUUAAUAGUUUUAAAAAUAUAGAUAAUAGUUAUAUAAUAAAUAUAAUAGAAAGUCUAUAUGCCUUAUCUUAUUAUUCAUAUUUUUCUAUUCAUAUAUUUAUAAUUAUUAAAAAUAUUUUAAUUAAGCAAAUACAUGAUAUGAAAGUAUCAAAUAUUAUAACCUUAUUUUUUUCGUAUCUUGAUUUACAUUUUUUCGAUUAUUCUUUAUAUAAUAUAGAAUCUAAUUUUUAUGCAAAUGAUGAAAAUAGUUCAAAAAACGAUUCAAAUUCAAAAGAAGUUGACUCAUCUGCAUCGUUUAAAGAUGCACUGCCAUUUGAGGGAACUAUGAAUGUCAAAAUGGAAAAAGAGACCACACCUAAUUUGAAUUUACACAAAGAUAGCGCAACCAACUUGAAUUUGCACCCCCCAAAAAAUGACUGUUUUUUUCUACGAAAUAAACUAAAUAGUGUGUACAUAAAUAUGAGAAAUAAUUUCAAAACAUUAACUGAUGAAGAAAAAAAAAAACAUGUCGAAGAAUUAAAAGCUAUUAUGAGCCAAUUAAAACAAAAUAAAAAAUAUUUUGUUGAAAAUAUUUAUCAGAAUAAUGAUAUAAUUAGUCCAGAAUAUAUUAUAUCCAUGUUAUAUGAUUAUACCAAUUCGAAUAAUGAAUUUUAUAAUAAAACAAGUUUUAUAUCGGAUUCUAAAUUAAGCAAUAAUCAACAAAAUGUUUCAAAUAGUGUAAUAAAUGAUAAGAAAAAAAAAGAGGUAUCUAAAAAAAAUAUUGAAAUUAAUAAAAAAUAUGAACAGAAUACUACUGAUUAUAACUUUGGAUAUGGAAAUAAUACAGAAGAGAAUAAAAAUAAUUUUCUAAAAAAAAAAUAUACAAAUUUAAAUGAAAACCCUAUUUUAUCGUGUACAAAAAAGACAUACAAUUUUGAGGAAAUAAAAAAUAUUGUUGAUAAUUUUGGUUCAGAAAAACCUCAAAAAAUAAACUUAAAAAAUAAAAGCUUAAGUGAAAAAUUAGAAAAAAAACAAUAUUAUGAAAAUUUAUUAUUUUUAAAAUAUAGAGAAUAUUAUAAAGAAGAUUUAGUCAAUUUAUGUUUAGAAACUUUAUUAAAAAAUACAAAUUAUAUUUUAAAUAAUUAUAAACAAUAUAAAAAUUGUAGUAUAUUUUUUUUAUCACUUUUUUAUAAUAUAUUCUUCCCAUACACAAAUAAUGAUAUAUUUAUAUUUUUUAAAUCAAUACAAAAAAAUUAUAAUAUUUAUAAUAAAACAAAAAAUUAUAAUAAUACUCAUAAUUUUGACAAUAUAUUAAAAAAUAUAGAAUUAUCUGAUUUGAAUGAUGAUACUAUAAAAAAUGUUAUUGGAUCUAAAAAUUUAUCACAUGCUUUUAUUAACACCUCAAAAAAUACCCCACACCUCAUUAUACCAUAUUUAAAUAUUUUGCAACAUGAUAAUAAUUUUUUAAAUAAAGCCAUUUUAAAUAAAAAAACAGAAAUUGAAAAUACACAAAAUUAUCAAGUAAACAAUAACCAGGAUACUAGUACUGAAAAGGAACCCAAUCAAACUAACCACAAUAGUGAUAUUAUAAAUGAAUAUGAAUAUUUUAUAAAUACAUAUAAUUCAGAUUAUACUAUGAAAAAAAUAAAUAUUGAAAGCAUCGUUCCUCUCAAUCUUCUUUACAAAUUUUUUCAGUUAUUUAAUUUUAACAUAAACAACAUUCAAUUGAUUCAUCUCUUAAACGAAACAAAUAAGGAAAAUGAUUUUAUUGAAAAAUCUGAAGAAAAUGACAACAGUGAAGAUUUAAAGUUAAAAAAAAAAAAUGAUAUUUUACCUUACCAAUUCAGAAAUAUACAUUGCCCAUUAAUUCAAAUAAAAAAUAAAACCUUAAUUGUUCAUAAAAAUUCGAAAAAAGUUUUUUCGAAAAAUUUAAAUAUUAUAGAUCAUUAUUUUAAACCUUAUCAAGGUUUGGUUAUACAACAUUUGGAUAGUCACAUGAAUACCCUAAUUAAUAUUUAUGUUGAUAUUUAUGUAGUUGCAUAUAAAGUAGAUAUUUUAAUUGAAAGAAAAAGUAGCCACCAUUACACAUGA